AUGUCCAAAAAGAGAAAGCACGACCAGGUCGAGCCUGACGCUGUCCCCGCGCAAGACGAUGGCCCAGAACCAGAUCAGUCUACACCAGCGAAGAAGUCGAAAUCCAAGGGACAGAGCCGACAGGAAAAAUCCGAGCGGAGGGCCAAGAAAAAGAAGUUGGACACAAAAGAAAAGAGAAGCAGCAAAAAGGAGCGUGCCAACGUGGCGGUGACCGAGGAAGGAGAGGAGCAAGAAGAAGAAGGCGGCGCUGCAGAGGUUUCCUCCAAGAAAAAGAAGAAGACCAAGUCGACGGCCGAAGAGCAAAACGGGGAUGCGGAGGCAGAUUCGAAGCCUUCCAAGGACAAAAAAGAGAAGGUGAAGAAGACGAAAAAAUCCACAGAUGAGCCCGAGGAAAAGACCGAAGGCACAUCUUCAUCAUCGCGCUUCAUCGUCUUCGUCGGCAACCUGCCCUUCACCGCCACGGCAGCACAGGUGCAGGACCACUUCGUCAAGCUGGCGCCCAGCUCGGUACGGCUCUCGACGGACAAAACGACCGGGAAAGGCAAAGGGUUCGCAUUCGUCGAAUUCGACGGCUACGACAAGAUGAAGACGUGUCUGAAACUGUACCACCAUUCGAUCUUCGAUCCGGAGGCCAAGGGGAAAGACAAGACGAAUGUGAACCAGGACGCAGAUGGAGCAGGAGCAGGAGGGUUCGAUGCGAAGAAGAAGGCCGGAAGACGCAUCAACGUCGAGUUGACGGCCGGCGGUGGCGGGAAGCAGAGCAAACAGCGCAAGGACAAGAUCCGGUCCAAGAAUAUCAAGUUGGAUGAGGAGCGCGAGAGGACGAGGGUCAAGGAGCGCGCGGAACUGGAUGAGGCGGCGAGGAAGAAAAGAUCCCAGCCCCAAACUGGUGCUAAUGCCGCCCAGGUCGACAAUGGGUCGAUACAUCCGAGUCGUUUGGCUCAAAUGAAGCAUUGA
This is a messenger RNA of Exophiala bonariae, 957 nucleotides long. RefSeq lists its product as uncharacterized. Gene Ontology annotation, biological process: ribosomal small subunit biogenesis. The coding region runs from base 1 to 957 and encodes 318 amino acids. The transcript has a single exon. The record is from RefSeq and is a predicted model, not a curated record. NCBI's taxonomy places the organism in Eukaryota, Fungi, Ascomycota, Eurotiomycetes, Chaetothyriales, Herpotrichiellaceae. Gene Ontology annotation, molecular function: rRNA binding. Gene Ontology annotation, cellular component: nucleolus.